AGAUAAUAGUCCACGAGAACUACGUCGACAGUUACUUCUACUUAGGAUACGACAUUGCUCUGCUCCGUACCACAGUUGCUCUGGACUUCAGUAAGGAUGAAGUGGGCCCAGUGUGCCUACCUUUUGAUACCUCAAUAUCUUACGGCGGUGAAAAUGCCAUCAUCGCUGGUUGGGGAAAAACUUCACACGACAGCAACAACCUGCCAGGAUACCUGAUGGAGGCGGAGGUGCCAGUCUGGACCAAUGCAAAAUGCCAUGAAAAGUAUACGAACAUUGAUAUUGACAAUAUCUUGAUCUGUGCUGGAGGUUCAAACAAGGACACCUGCAAUGGUGAUUCAGGAGGUCCACUGAUGUUUAAUAAUAACGGCAACUACGAAGUCAUUGGUAUUGUGUCAUUUGGUGUUGUCUGCGGUGAAUCCAGUUAUCCUGGAGUGUUCACCAGAGUUACCAGUAAGUACAACAUGGGCUCUAUCUCCUGACCUGCAGUGUUCACC
Molecule: messenger RNA, 494 nt
Organism: Homarus americanus (American lobster)
Lineage: Eukaryota; Metazoa; Arthropoda; Malacostraca; Decapoda; Nephropidae
Product: venom protease-like
Exons: 3
Coding region: 216-479 (87 amino acids)
Biological process (GO): proteolysis
Molecular function (GO): serine-type endopeptidase activity
Source: RefSeq, a predicted model, not a curated record